AGCAUCCGGAGGGAGGAAUUUUGGCAGCUCCGGCGCCGCUUUUCCCAACCCUUCCUGAUCCACCGCAGCUCCUCAGGCGCCGCUUUCCUGCCCGCGGGAAGGGUGGGAACACCCCAGGACCGGGCUGGGAAGCGCUCUGGGAUCCCGGGAAGUUGCUUUUCCAGGCGUUUUUCCAGGCCAGCGGGAGCUUUGGCAGGGCCGUGCCCGGCGCCGCCGCCGUUAAUCCGGGCACUGAUCCCGGCUGAUGCCGCAGGGUCGGGGGUCACCGGCAGCCCCCGCCAUACUGCCGGCAUUCCCGGCUUUCCCUCCAGCCCCAUUCCCGGCUUUUUGGCCCAUGGGAAGCGCAUCCCGCUGAGCCCGCGAUGCUCCGCACCCCGCGGCUCGCCGCGGCGCCGGGGUGGUCGCUCCUCCUUCCUCCCUCUCCUCGCUCCUCCGGCCGCUGAUUCCUCCUCUCGCUCCAAGGCUGAGCGGAUUCCCGGGGAAAAAAAACAUGGAGCGGGAAUUGCCCCGGAGCAAAUCCCGGCUGCCCUCGCUGCUCCUGGCGCUGCUGGGGCUCGGCCCAGGGCUCUUGCAGGAGGCGCGGUUUGAGGCGGACAAUGAGGUUUUGGAGAUGCUGGCUGGGAAUUCCACCCAGUCUCUCCUGGAGCGUUGUUCUGAGCUGCUCUUCGGCCAAGCCCGGGCUCAACCCCGCCAGGUCAACGGCGUCCUGGGGGGGUCCGUGCUGCUGUCGCCGGCUCUGCCCCCCAACAAGACGGUCAAGGAGAUCGAGUGGAGCUUCUCCGGUGGCACCGGGGCCACCAUCCAGGUGGCCGAGUUCGGCCCCGGCGGCUUCGACCGCCCCGAUCCCAAGGAUCGCUUCGGGAAGAGGUUGGAGAUGUACAACGAGACGGCGCUGAGGAUCCGGGACCUGCAGAGGGGCGACAGCGGCGUUUUUGGGGCCAGGAUUAAGAUGCAGCCGGCGCUGGUGGAUGAUCAGUCCUUCAACCUUUCGGUCUACGAGUCGGUGCCCAGCCCCCGGACCCGCAGCCAGCUGCUGGCCAGCACCGUGGAGUGGUGCAACCUCACCCUGCAGUGCCAGGGCGCCGGCAAAGGCGCCGUCAACGUCACCUGGAAGCGCGACAGCCUCACCUGGGGCAGCCCCGGCGAGCUGGGCACCGACCGCCACCAGCUGUCCCCCGACGGCACCACCCUGCGAGUGGCACUGCCACCCACGGCCGCCAAUGUCACCUACGCCUGCACCGUCAGCAACCCCGCCGACCACAAGGUCGCCCUGUUCGACCUGCAGGCCCUGUGCCAGGGCGGAGGGGGACAGUCGGCCUUCUCCAAGUCGGGGUACAUCGUGCUCACGCUCAUCCUGGUGGCCGUGAGCCUGGGCGGAGCCUUCUGGUGCUGGAGGAUGAACAGCGGCAAGGCGGCGGAUCCAGCCGCCACGCCCACGGUGCCGGCCGAGGAGAGCCCCGCGGAGCCCCAGUACAGCGACAUCGUCUGCAGGAGCCCCCCCGAGGGCAACGACCAGGGUCCCAGCCCCCCCGAAGCCCCCCAGGAGCCCAGCGAGACCCAAAAAGCAGAACCCCAAAAAGAAGAGGCCGCAGCCCCAAAAUCCCCCCCGGGGGGCGGCGAGCAGGGCCAGAGACCCCCAGAGGACACGGCCGAGGAGGUGACAUAGGGCCGCAGGCCCCGCAGCGCCGGAGCUCCGGGAUCUCCUGGAAGGGCUGUCAGAGUGCGUCGUGUGCCAAACCCCAACCGAAUCCCAAAUCCAGCGCCCCAAUUCCGGCUCCGGCCGCGGGAGGAGCCCCCUCGGCACCGGAGCCCCCUCGGCCCCACCACCGGACGGACUUUUCCCUCCCUUCCCACCCCAAAAUCCUCGGGUUUCUCCCCAGUUCCCUGCCUGAAGCCCCCCGAGACUGCUUUGGGGAGGGGGAUCCCGGCCAGAGGUGGCACUGGGGGGUCCCUGCGCGGUCCCCGCGGGUUUUGGGCUGUGGGGAUGCUCUCGGCCCCACAACCGAACGGACUUUUCCCCAUUCCCCACCCCAAAAUCCUCGGGUUUCUCCCCAAUUCCCUGCCUGAAGCCCCCCGAGACUGUUUUGGGGAGGGGGAUCCCGGCCAGAGGUGGCACUGGGGGUGGCACUGGGGUGGGUCCCCGGGUGUUCCCCGCGAGUUUUGGGAUGCUCCGGGAUGCGAGAAAAUUCGGGACUCGCCCGCCAGGCGCGGCUGUCACCGGGGCGGGGACACCGCCGAGGGCACGGGGACAUCCCCUGGCCCGGCGGGGACACAGCGAGCGCCCCCCGUGGGCACAGACGGCACCUGGGGGGGCACAGGGACCCCCUCCAGCCCUCCGGGGUGCCGCAGGGUGGGGAGGGGACGCGGGGCGGGGGUGGCACCGGCGUGUCCGCCCCGUGUCCCCGCCCUGGGGUGGCACCUGCGGGGACACAGAAGGGACCGGCGCCACCACGGAGCGCACCCCCCCCUCCCCUCCCCUCGCUGUCGCACGUGUCGCCCGCGCACUGUCGCGACAGAGGGGGGCGUGCACUGUCGCGACACCGCCCGUGUGUGUCCCGCACCCCCCGCCCGCGGGCGGAACAACGAGCAAAUAAAUGUUGGUGACGUCA
Molecule: messenger RNA, 2609 nt
Organism: Corvus hawaiiensis (hawaiian crow)
Lineage: Eukaryota; Metazoa; Chordata; Aves; Passeriformes; Corvidae
Product: SLAM family member 8-like
Exons: 8
Coding region: 491-1666 (391 amino acids)
Source: RefSeq, a predicted model, not a curated record